ACCUGAAAUAUUAGCUCGCACACUCAACAUUAAAAUGUCAGCCUGUGGGACGUGUCCCUCCCUCUCCGGCGACAGAGCGGCCUGACUCGAACGGCCGCGGGCUGUGAGCUGACAUCACGGCGGAGGCGUCACCGUGAUGCAGCAGAUGCUGAGGGGGAGGGAACAAGAAAAAGCCGCUCCGUUCUGCAAGAGAGGACCCACGGAAUAUCAUCAUCGUCGUCCUCAUCAUGAUGCCGGCCUCCUGGAUGCUUCUGCUGCUGGCCUGCUGCGGACACGGCAAUCCAAAGAGUGUCGGCCAGAUGCUGCCCGCGGAGCCUGGUGGUGAUUUCCCGUCCGAUGUGCGGAGUGUCUUCCUUAAAGAUAAAGGCCACACGGACAAAAUGGAAGUGUCGAGUCCCGUCAAUCUGACGCUGCAAUGCACCUGGACGGACAACAAGGUGGACAACAUCACCGGAUUCUGGAGAAAAGACGAGCGAGAUAUUGACAACAGUCACGUGACGCUGCGGCAAGAGAACCAGCAGUUUCAACUCCAAAGAAUGUUCAUCAUUAAAGAUGAAGAAAGUCUAGGGAAUUACUCGUGCGUGUUUGGAAAUGAAGCAAAGGUUGACUUCAUUUUGACAGUGCCGCACAUGGGCGACGUGCGGGACAAGCCGGUGGUCAGCUAUGUUGGCGAUUCGGUGGUGUUGCUAUGCAAGAUGGAUGAUAACAAGCCCAAACCCAAAACCUGGUUGUGGUUUAGAGCCAACGGCACUGACAAGGAGCAGAUCGACACUGUGACGGAACCUCAAAAGUAUCAAAUGAAAAACGAUGAAAAAUCCACAAAGCUGCACGUGUACAAUCUGACCCACGACGACUCGGUUCUGUUCUACUGCAGUGCUGUGUUUGCCAUCGGCGCGGCCGUCAGCCACCUGGAGCUGAAGGUAAUCACCAUUUACGAGCCAUUGAAGCCCUUUGUCGCCAUCGUGCUGGAGGUCCUCGUUCUAGUCACAGCCAUCUUGCUCUUUGAGAGUCAUCGGUCCAAGAAGGCCCAAGCGCAAGACGCCUCGGGGGACGAGGUGGCCAACGCAGAGGCGCCGAACGCCGAGCCCCCCGCCACCACCACGGUCACCACGUCGUCGGGAGAAAGCAACGGAUUGGACGAAAACCCCUCGGCCAGGCAACGAAACGUUGAAAAUGUCGCUCAACAAAAGCAAUAAAUGACUUGUGGAUUUGAUUAUUAUAGCUCCAAAUCCAACACACAUCCAGGACAUCCUGCCGGGGCUGAUGGAGGAGGAAUCGCACCAGUAGUCGCAGCGCGUGGUCAUUCAGGCCGACCACGUGCCCGUCCUCCACGCCGUCGUAGAGGCGCACAGACUCGCUGCCCCACAGCAGGUUCUUGCGGGCGUUUCCCCUGUCCGUCUGUGUGGACAAGGCUAGCGUGUUGAGCUGGUAGCAGAAGAAGGAGAAAAAGUGGCCGUCGCUGAUCACCGCCUGCGACACGAACGCUCUGCUCACGUCCUCGUGAUUCCAGAAACCUGACGUAUCAAAAAUAAGAUCCGUUUUCUUUGAAUUAUUUUAAACUGUUAUUUUUAAAAAAUUACAUCCAAUGAUGAAAAAUAUUUUGAAAAACUGUUAGACAUUUUUUUAAUUUGAGAUUUUUUGUUUAUGCAUCUUUUACACAAUUUCAAAUCUAUGUAAAAAAUAACAAUGCAAUCUAGUUUGUCUGUUCCUUGACCUUGAUAGGAGGCCUGCGCAGCGGUCCACGCAAACAGGCUAGCCAUGGCGUGGGCCCUGAGGAACACCUCCACCUGGUCCGACUGCUGGCGGUGGGCCAUGCGAUCCCUGUGGUAGCGGUCGGGCACAAGGUGAAACUGCGUGUGCCCGUAGCACGCUGGGUCCGGCACCUUGGAACCUGUCGGACGGUCGCCAGGCAUUCAUUCGAUGGCAUGACUUUAAGACGCUUCAUAUCAGUGAGAGGUCACCUGUGAAGAUGGUGUUGGUGUACUGCCUCUUGAACAGCGGCAGACAGUCGGGAGAGUACGGAACUUCAGGAACGUCGGCGUCAUAAGAAGCUUCCAUCGGGACCAACUGCAUAAGCGCACGGUUAGUCAACCCUCAUUUAUUUGCCGCACGUGAUUACAAAUUUAUUUUCUUACAAAAUUGCGAUAUUACCUUUAGCUACAAUUUUUAAUUUCCACAAUUCUCAUUAAUCUGCCUUGAUGCUUUUUGUUCGUGGGUUGCAAUUCUGCUAAAUGUAAGUAGCUCUCAUUGGAAACUGUACAGGGCAAGUCCUUUUUAACAACAAGACUUUGGAUAACCUGAGGGAGCUGCUGCGUUAUUCGAAUCUGACAGAGCGGCCGGUCGUCUAUCUGGAACCUGAUGGGCUCCAGGCUCCCCUUUCUGUGGCCCCUCGGAACAAUCCUCUCCCCUCUCCUCCAGUAGAAACCAACUUGGGGAUUCACAUCUGAAAACAGAGAGAAAAUUUUAACUUCUCUCAAUAAUAAUAGAAUUCUAAUAUUAUCAAUAGUAUUUGAUAUUGGCUUUUGUUUGAAUUGGAUCUCUUCCAGGUGAACUUAAUUGGACUUUCUUUAAACUUUUUCAUUGCAGAUAUUAAAUACAUUUCAGUCUAUUUGCUCUUCCUCAGUAAAUAAUUGAGCAAAUAAAUCAUCUUUGUUCGGGAACAGAAAUCAGGGCACAGGGUUACUGAAACAUUGGACAUGCUAACGUUUAGAAAAGCUUGAAUUAAUUUAACCUAUAAGUGUUACGUAAAAAAAAGAUCACGGAAGAUCAGCAUACCCAGGCUGGAGUAGAGGAGCAGCGGGCUGUAUUUGGCCAAGGCGUAUGUUAACGAUUUGACCAGGUUUCUCAGGAAGGGUCCCUCGACGAGCUCCUGUCGUCUGGACAUGAACGUCUUUCCUUUGAUCGUGUGCCAGUGCUCGUGCAGAAUCACGCGCGUUACCAAUGAACGGAUGUCCUUGAACGCCUCAUCACUAAUGCCGAGGUUGUCUGCUUCAGUGGCGGGGGAAUUCUCCUCCACGGCAACAUGAGGCCGAGCUGGGGUGAGUUCCUCCGGCAAGCCGGGGAUGUAUGCGGUUUUGGUGAAGUGCUGGUACCAUUUAUCCGCGUUUCGCGCGAACGUCUGCGGGUAGACGACGUACUUUUUGCGCUCUAUGCGAGUGAGUGACCGCAGUUUAUCCUGCACGGGUGACGCUUUUAUCCGCUCGACUUGCUCCUCGACUUGACGCGCUCGAGCCGAUU
Molecule: messenger RNA, 3237 nt
Organism: Syngnathus typhle (broad-nosed pipefish)
Lineage: Eukaryota; Metazoa; Chordata; Actinopteri; Syngnathiformes; Syngnathidae
Gene: emb
Product: embigin
Exons: 10
Coding region: 228-1196 (322 amino acids)
Source: RefSeq, a predicted model, not a curated record